This is a messenger RNA of Rana temporaria (common frog), 1993 nucleotides long. It is a transcript of the gene GABPA, whose product is annotated as GA binding protein transcription factor subunit alpha. The transcript is spliced from 10 exons. Gene Ontology annotation, biological process: cell differentiation; regulation of transcription by RNA polymerase II. The coding region runs from base 190 to 1548 and encodes 452 amino acids. NCBI's taxonomy places the organism in Eukaryota, Metazoa, Chordata, Amphibia, Anura, Ranidae. Gene Ontology annotation, molecular function: DNA-binding transcription factor activity, RNA polymerase II-specific; sequence-specific DNA binding. Gene Ontology annotation, cellular component: nucleus. The record is from RefSeq and is a predicted model, not a curated record.
GCGAGGUCGAGCGGAAGCGCGUCAUUGAACAUCCGGUGGAGGAGAGCCAGUCGCUCGUCUUUUCCGCCCAGGCUGUGUUUUGUUUCCGUCGGCCGCGCUGCGUGUUGGCGGCACGGUUCAUUUUAUCCGGGAAGAGUCGGGGAGAAGCGGAGGAAAAAUAAGGAGGCUUGCCUUUGUGACAUUUCAGCCAUGACUAAGAGGGAGGCUGAGGAGUUGAUAGAGAUAGAAAUAGAUGGCUCAGACAAGACGGAGUGCGUAGAGGAAAGCAUUAUAGAGCAGACUUAUACCACAGCAGAAUUUGUAAGCCAGUCUAUUGAUAUAAAUGAACCCGUUGGAAAUCUUAAGAAACUUCUAGAGCCCAGACUUCAAUGUUCACUUGAAGCCCAUGAAAUCUUCCUGCAAGACAUCCAGCUUGAUCCGGAGAGAAGUUUAUUUGAUCAAGGAGUUAAAACAGAUGGGUCUGUACAGCUUAGUGUGCAGGUUAUAUCCCAGCAAGGACUUGAGCCAAGGCUGAACAUACUUGAGAUUGUAAAGCCAGUGGAAACUUUGGAGGUGGUGAUUGAUCCUGAUGCCCAUCAUGAUGGAGUUGAAGCUCAAAUUGUAGAGGAUGGUCAGGUGAUCACUCUGGAUGAUACAAAGCAUGUCACUGUCUCUGAUGAGACCUCUGAACAGGUGACACGCUGGGCAGCAGCAUUGGAGGGCUACAGAAAGGAACAAGAACGCUUGGGCAUACCCUAUGAUCCCAUUCAGUGGUCUACAGACCAGGUCCUGCAUUGGGUCCUUUGGGUAUUGAAGGAAUUUGGUAUAUCGGAUAUCAAUGUGAACGCCCUUAGUAUUCCAGGGAGGGAUUUGUGUCAAAUUAGCCAGGAAGAUUUUUUCCAGAGAGUGCCCAGAGGAGAGAUUUUGUGGAGUCAUCUAGAGCUGCUCAGAAAAUAUGUGUUGGCUAGCCAGGAACAUGGAGAAAUUGCUACCGUUACUAUUGAUCAACCUGUACAGAUAAUCCCAGGAUCCCUUGCAAAUUCAACUCCCACAACAACUAUUAAAGUCAUAAACACUCAAACCAAAGUGGCUAAAGUGCAGCGGGCACCUCGCAUUUCUGGAGAAGACAGAAGUUCUCCUGGUAACAGAACAGGUAACAACGGUCAGAUCCAGCUAUGGCAGUUCCUGCUGGAGCUUCUCACUGACAAAGAUUCCAGAGACUGUAUCUCGUGGGUAGGAGAUGAAGGAGAGUUCAAAUUGAACCAGCCAGAGCUUGUUGCUCAAAAAUGGGGCCAGCGCAAAAAUAAGCCCACCAUGAACUACGAGAAGUUGAGCCGUGCACUUCGAUAUUACUACGACGGUGACAUGAUCUGUAAAGUUCAAGGGAAGAGAUUUGUCUACAAAUUUGUGUGCGAUCUAAAGACUCUGAUUGGUUACAGUGCAGCCGAGCUGAGCCGCUUAGUGUCGGAGUGCGAGCAAAAGAAGAUGGCCAAGCUGCAGUUACAUGGCAUUGCACAGCCAGUCACAGCCCUAGCCUUGGCAUCGCUGCAGUCGGAGAAAGACAACUGAGCACUUGGCGGGUCAGACUUGUAGUGUGAGACCCCUGCCUCUCCAGAGCCCGAAGACCCUUUAUUUUCAGACUGUACAGUGUUCGGCAUGAUUUUCUACAGAGGACUUUAACAAAUUUGGAACUUGUUACUUUUCGUAUUACAAGUUUCUUUGCAAGAGCCCUUAAUUUAAGGGAGCAUGAUAUAUUUUAUAUAUUUUGAAUAUGAACUUAUCAGUGAUUUACACUUUUUAGUCAGGUUGUCGCUCCCCUUCCCACGAUGAACAUUUGUCAUCUCAGCUAGAAUGACUCUUCCCCCCCCCCCCCAGCCAAUUAAUUUUUUUUUUUUUUUUUUUUUUGCUUAAUGAUCUGCUGGUCCUUGUCAUUUAUGAUUAUUUUUAUUUUUAAGAUCUCAAUUGCUUUAUUUUCCCCUCUGCUUUAACACUAUAAAGUAUUGUUUUCAUAGUC